UCACAAAAAUGUCCGAUCUUUCACAGCUCGAAAUCAACUGCGCAAAAUCUACCGAACUGGCUCAGCUAGAAGCCGUACUUCAAGACAAAGUUCACACACUUCUAGACGACCCAAAUCAAGAGUACAGGAGAAAUUGGGAGCUUCAGCUCAUUGAAAACACCAAGGCUAGAGAUGCAGCUCUCGAUGAGGCAAAAUUCUGGAAAUCCGAAUUUCGGCGCGUUGAGAGACUGUUCCAAGAUAUGAGAAAGGAAUACAAGUCAAACGAUGACCGGGAAGACGAAUUUCUUGACAAGGCGAUGAAAGAAUUGGAUGAAAAUAGUCUGAAAAUUGGAAAAGCUCAAAUGCAAAGUUGUUUACAAAAUGAAUUGAGUGCUCUGAAAAGCGCCAACAAUGCUAUGAAGACGUCCAAAAACGGGCCAGCAAAAGAGCACAGACCGGAAAAUGGUAAGUUGAGUCCAGAAACGCUAGAUCGUGGAAAAGAGGAAAAUCAAGAGGGCCGACAGGAUUUGGAGCACCGUGGCUCGGUGGAUUCGGAGCUAUCUGCUCUUACACAAACUCCAAGCCAAACUCCAGCUGAUACUCCGAGUGAUGUUGGAGAAUCAUUUGAAGAUCUUCUGGUGUUGGAGGACAACUUUCAGCAGCCGAGACCGAAAAGUGUCGUACUGUUUCCACAAUUGCCGGAUCCACAUGAUGAUCACAAUAAUACAAUGUCACUGAAACUCCGCUCAGCCGAGAAAAAAAAUUCUGAGCUCAAGAAAAGCCUAGAUGAGAUGAAAAUGAACUUUAAAAAGUUCACAAGAGAGUAUGAAAAAGAGAAAAGGGAGCUGGAAAAGCAGAUGGACGAACAACGGCAAACACUUGAACAGGACAAUGCAAGAAACCAGAGCGAAUAUGAUAUGAAGAUGAGGGAGAUGCGUGAAGAAUUGCAGAAUCUGGAGCGGAAGCUGGAAGCUCGUCCACCUUGCUGCUGCUCAAGCCAGAAACAAUCAGAGGAAUCAGAAAGAAAAGAAGCUGAGUAAUCCCGCUGGUGUUUUCACCUGCAGACACAAAGAUGCACCAUGUUUAACAAUACCCCCAUAAUCCUAAAUACUGUCAGUUUUUUACAAUUUGUUAAACUCCUAAAUCUCAUCAAUUUGUUCUUGAUCUUCAUUUUCCUUACUAACAGUUUUGAAAAUGUCCUAAUUUUAAUUUUCGUUAGUAAAGUUCACAGUUUCUUUUUUAAUGAACAAUC
Messenger RNA from Caenorhabditis elegans, 1231 nucleotides. It is a transcript of the gene F19B10.4, whose product is annotated as Myosin-6-like. Bases 9 to 1019 code for a protein of 336 amino acids. The transcript is spliced from 5 exons. The record is from RefSeq and is marked reviewed. Lineage: Eukaryota; Metazoa; Nematoda; Chromadorea; Rhabditida; Rhabditidae.